Arachis ipaensis is the source of this 1118-nucleotide messenger RNA. Its product is annotated as putative F-box/LRR-repeat protein 9. Lineage: Eukaryota; Viridiplantae; Streptophyta; Magnoliopsida; Fabales; Fabaceae. The record is from RefSeq and is a predicted model, not a curated record. Gene Ontology annotation, molecular function: protein binding.
UUGCAUCAGUCAGAACUUGAGGUGCACGUAAAGCAGUUCGGGAGAAAGAAAAACAAAUUAAUUAGCAAAUACGAAUCGCAAUAUAUAAUUGGGGCAACAUCAACACCAACACCAAAAUCUACUCCUAAAAAAUCACAACUAACUCAAACCCUAAUUCCUCAUUUGCCUAAAUGUGAACUUUCCAAAUCGCAAUGGACUCCCGAUCCAUUAUUGCAGAGCCUGCGAAGAAAUUAAAUUGGUUGGAUCUUCCGCACGACGUCACUUUGAUGAUCAUUGGGAAACUUACCACAUUUCAUAUCUUAACCAGUGCUCAGUUUGUGUGCCGCAAAUGGUGGCGCAUCUGCAUGGAUCCGCUCAUAUGGCGCACCAUCAACAUGUGCGAUAUUGGGAUUCCCAAUUCGGUGGACUAUAAAUUGGAGAAGAUGUGCCGCCAUGCAAUUGAUCGAAGUUGUGGCCAGUUGGUAGACAUAAGCAUCGAGUAUUUUGGUACCGAUGAUCUCCUCAAAUAUAUAAUUGACUCGGGAUGUCAUAAAUUGCGACGUCUGCGACUUGUUCAAUGCUUCUAUGAAAUUUUAGACAAAGGAUUAUGUGAGAUGGCUGAAAAGCUUCCAUUGUUGGAGGAACUUAAUAUUACUCUUUGUCCCAGAGUAUCUAGUAUUGCUUUAGAAGCAAUUGGCCGAGGUUGUCCUCUUCUAAAAUCAUUCAAGUACAAUCAUGGCGGUAAAAAAGCAACAUUUGCUAUUGCACAAAAUAUGUCCAACUUACGCCAUCUCCAACUUGUUGAAAACCGCUACCUCGACAAUAGUGGCUUGAGCGCCAUUCUUGAUGGAUGUCCUCAUCUUGAAUCUUUGGAUUUACGCCGGUGUUGCAAUGUCAAGUUGGAGGGGAUAUUGAGGACAAGAUGUGAUGAAAAAGUAAAAGAUAUGAAGGAUCCAGAUGCACCUCUUGAUGACUUUGAAUUUUGGGGACUUUGCUUUGAAAGCAUAUACGAUGAUGCAGUAUAUGACUAUCUAAGAGAGAAGCGGUGGGUUCAAGAACGAGAAGCAAGAAGAAUUAAUUCAGGGUCAAGUAGGGAAAAGAAGAAUAAAGCUAAAUCCAAAAGCAAGAAGAAACGUUGA